GACAAUAACCCAAUAGGCAAUCACCCUAGAUUCGGUAGAACCCGAUCAAAUCAGACGGUUUGAUCUGUUGACCGAGUCACUCUCACAGCCUCCCAACCUCAAGCCUAGAAGUUCUCUUAAAAAAAAGUAUUCUAAUUUCCGAUGGCGGUGCUCUACGAUCGCCGAUAUUGUUUGUACACAUAUGUCCGACUAUUCUCGCAAUCUGAAACCUAAAAAUCAAUAAUCUUCAAUCUCUAGCUCGUCAAUUGACUCUCCUUCUCCCUCCUACAUAGCCCUCGGAACAAGCAACCAAACUAUCCUAUCGCAUAUGUUCGGUCGAUCUCCUUUCAACACUCCUUUCACGCGCCUUCUCCCUCCAGUUUUUGCCAACCGUACGUAGAAGCGGAGAGGAGAAGAGACACAUAUAAGAAAAAGGAGGGGAACGAGAGAAGUAAAUUGGAGGAGGGAAGACUGAAGCGAGAGGAGUAGAUUAAAAAUAGAUCUGGGUUGAGGUGGAGAAGAGAAAGGUGGAAAAAAGAGGGAGAAGAAGAUGAAAGUAAGUGAAGAAAGAAUUUUUGGUUGCAUGUAUAUUUGUUUAGUAUUCACAAAGCUCAAAUGAGACUUUUGUAGAUUGUUCAAGUGGUAGUGGGUUUUUUUUUAUUAUACUUAGGACAAAAAAAUAUAAAAAUCAAUAAUUGUCUCAAAUUUGAGUUGACCCAUAUUCAACCAUUGAUCUAGAACCAAGUUGUUGACCGGGCUUAUGGGUCCAUUUAGAUUAACAACCUUAAUGAUAACAGAUUAAUAGCUAACAUUUAUUUUGCAUUUUCAAUGAUUUAACUAAUAUUUACUAAAAUUAAAUUUUUUGGCAAUGAUUCCCUCCUUGUAAUUGGGAUGAAAUCCUGAAAUACACAUGUUUUUAAAAAAAAUAUUCCAAAAAUACACACGUUAUAAAAAAAAUUCCCAAAAUACACAUGUUUGGACAUCACCGCUAUUGUCAACCGCAGUGAAUGCAUUCACCGCGGCAGACCAAAGUAGUGAAUACAUCACUUCGGUUGACGGCUCGCGGUGAAUGCCUAACGUAACACUGAAACUUCAAACAAACGUAACUUUGCGCUCGGUUAUCCGAUUGUAGCGAAGUUUUUUUAUUCCAUAUAAAUUUUCAAGAUCUUUCAAUCUACAACAAGACUUCAUCUAAAAAAAUGUUGUUUGUUACCCCGAACGAGCAAUUUUUCGAUUUUGACAAACUUUGGAAGGACAUAACUUUGAGCUCCUCAAUCCGAACGUCGUAAAGUUUUUUUUUUAUUGCGCAUAACUUUUUAACAACUAAAACUUUUACUAGGAAAGAAUUUUUUAAAAACGAAAUAUUUUUGGGUAUACGGGAUUUUGGGAAUAACUUUUCCUUUACUUUUCAAAUAUCCACAUACUUUCCAAAAUUAUGGUUAUAAUCAAAGUUUGGGUGCGCCUACGGUGACAUGCACUUUUCGGUCGACCUCAGUUAAGAUUAGGUCGACCUCAUGUAGGAUUAGGUCGACCUCAUUUAGGAUUAGGUCGACCUCAUAUAAGAUUAGUUCGGCCUCAUUUAGGAUUAGGUCGACCUAAUCGGUUGUUUCAGUGUAAAAACAGUUUCAAGGUGCCUACUUUGGAGAUUCAUAUCUUACAAUUGGCUCGAUGACAAUUGGAGAUUAAUGGCUUGUUUUGAAGCUGGAGUGUCCCUCUACACAUUGAAGUGUUUGGGAGCUCGAUAGGAAGUCCAGAAGACCAUUUUUGAACUUCAUCAAAAGGUUAUGCCAAAACUGGAAAACUGGCUGAAAAUGGCCAAGUGUGGGAACGUGUUUGUAAGCCUACUUUGGAGCUCAAUUCGAGAAGUAUGGAUGCGAGUCGAGUCCAGGGGCCUCUACCACGUUAAAUUAGGUAUGUUUUUAUACAAAGUCAAGUCAUUGGAUGAAAGAUUCGAUAUCUGUAAGGCUUCAAACAAAAGGGUCGAAGUUGCUACGAAGGAUGUUUUUCUGGCAGCUUGCUUAUGUUCGAAGUCUGCCAGAAAAAGUCUUCGUAGCAACUUCGACCCUUUUGUUCGAAGUCUUAUAGAUAUCCAAUCUUUCAUCCAAUGCCUUGAAUUUGUAUAAAAACAUACCUAAUUUAACAUGGUAGAGGCCACUGGACUCGAUUCACAUCCAUGCUUCUCAAAUUGAGUUCCGAAGUAGGCUUCACAAACACGUUCCCAGACUUAGCCAUUUGCAGGCAGUUUCCAAGUUUUGGCAUAGUCUUUUGAUCAUGUUCAAAAAGGGUGUUCUGAACUUCUUAUUGAGCUCCCAAGUACUUUAAUGUGUAGAGGGACACUUCAGCUUCAAAACAAGCCAUUGAUCUCCAAUUUCCAUCUAGCCAAUUGUAAGAUAUGAAUAUCCAAAGUAGGCACCAUGAAACUGUUUUUACACUGAAAUAACAGAUUAGGUCGACCUAAUCCUAUAUGAGGUCGAACGGAAAGUGCAUGUCACCGUAGCAAAAUCAUAAAAAGUUUCAUGACAGUGGGAUUGUGUAGCACAAAGUUAUGGAAUUCCAAAGUUUGUGAAAAUCGAAAAAUUGCUCGUUCGGGGUAGCACAUGAAUUUUUUGGGAUGGAGGCUUUUUAAAAAUUGAAAGAUCUUGAAAUGUUACGUGGAAUCAAAAAAAAAUUCGCUACAAUCGGAUAACUGAGCACAAAAUUACGUUUGUUUGAAGUUUUAGUGUUACGUAAGGUAUUCACCGCGACCGUCAACCGCGGUGAUGCAUUCACCGCUUUGGUCUGCCGUGGUGAAUGCAUUCACUGCGGUUGACAACAGCGGUGAUGCCUAAACAUGUGUAUUUUAGGAAUUUUUUUUAUAACGUGUGUAUUUUGAUAAUUUUUUUUAGAAAAAUGUGUAGUUUGGAAUUUUUUCCAUUGUAAUUGCCUCCCGCCAGCUGCAGUCCAACCAGAAGCAACUCCGCCAGCCCGCCACUGCCCGACGGACGACUCAGUCACAGGCUCACAGCCCACAGGUGGGUUGUGUUGUGAGAUUCUUAUGGCAAACUUGCGCUGUUAAUUUAGCAAGUGGGGCAACACCGCGUUGCUAAUUUCAGUCAUCCCUCCUGUCCUGCCUGUUUGUUAAGGCCCGAAAGUGGAGCCCACAGCCGCCUGACAAUUUCGCCGGAAGUAGCAUCCACGCUCCAGAACCGCGUGUGAGCCACUCUUUCACUCCAUCGUUUUCCCAAACUCAACAAACCCCCCCCCAAAACAUUAAAAUAGUAAAGUCAGUCCAAAAAUACUUAUAUAUGUCUUUUUUUAAUAUAAUCUCCUCCAUCCUGCAGUCCAAAAUACAUAUUAUCAAAACUCAAAAGUGAAUAAUCGGUAUUUCCACAAAUAAAUAAAUAAAUAAAUAAUCAGUCUAUUAUGAUAAAUAAAUAAAAAUUAACUAAUCAAGUAAUUAGCUUCAGCUCCGCAAUUCAUAAAAUCAAAAUGAGUCCACGCCAACCCCAACACAACCCAGACAAACACUCUCUGCCAUUCCCUGCGUUCUUCUUCGUCGUCGCCACUGCAAGUCCGCUCUCUCUCUUUCCUUUCCCCUCAACCCUACCUUUCAGCCUUCUUUCCCAGUGCCGCCCGCCAUGAAAGCUCCCGAGACCGACCCGGUGGUCGAUGGCCCAACCCGGAUUCUAGCCUCGGUUCUGGAACAAAUCCCGGGCGUGGUCGCCUUCAAGGGCAAAUGGGCUGUCAUCAAAUCCAAACUCGGCGACCUCCACACCCUGCUCCUCGAUUCCAGCGACUUCCCGGCUUCCACUUCCAACCUUCUCUUCCUCGACCUCCUCCGCUCAAUCUCCCACACCCUCGACGACGCCGCCUUGCUCGCCGCCAAAUGCCAGUCCUCCAAUUUCCUAUCCGAAGGCAAGCUCAAGACCCAGAGCGACCUCGACUCCGUCCUCGCCAGGCUGGACCGCCACGUCAGCGACGGCGAGCUUCUCAUCCGCAGCGGCGUCCUCCACGACGUCUUUUCCGGCUCCUCCUCCAAGCGCGACGCGGUUCGAGCCGAGUCCAGGAACUUGUUGACCCGGCUCCAGAUCGGGGGUGCUGAGUCCAGGAACUCGGCGAUUGACUCGCUCCUCCGUCUCCUCGGGGAGGACGACAAGAACGUCAUGAUAGCCGUCGCUCAGGGAAUAGUCCCCGUGCUCGUCCGAUUGCUCGAUUCCAACUCAUGGGAGAUGAAGGAGAAGACUGUGGCCGCCAUUUCUAGAGUCUCGAUGGUUGAAAGCAGCAAGCACGCGUUAAUCGCUGAAGGCUUGCCGCUGCUCAACCACUUGAUUCGGAUCCUGGAAUCGGGUACGGGUUUCGCCAAGGAAAAAGCCUGCAUCGCGCUCCAAUCCCUAACCCUUCCCAUGGAAAACGCUAGAGCAAUCGGGUCCAGAGGUGGGAUUUCUUCCCUGUUGGAUAUUUGUCAGGCGGGAACUCCAGCUUCUCAAGCUUUCGCAGCUGGGGUGUUGAGGAAUCUGGCGGCGGUGGAGGAAACCAGAGAGAAUUUCAUGGAGGAAAAUGCUGUGUACGUUCUCAUGGGUCUGGCGGCAUCAGGGACUCCAUCAGCGCAGGAAAAUGCAUUUGGGUGUUUAUCCAGUUUAGUGAAAGAAGAUGAUGAAUUGAAGGUCUUGAUUGUUAAGGAAGGAGGGAUGGAGUGUUUAUCCAAUUUCUGGGAGUCGUGUCCUCCAGUGAGAUGCCUGGAAGCUGCGCUUCAACUAAUCAGCCAUUUGGCUUCAAACGAGGCAAUAGCUGAAGUGCUGGUUUCACAUGGGUUCGUCUCUAAAGGGACAUCGGUGUUGAAUUGUGAGGUUUUAGGGGUGAGGGUAGCGGCAGCGAAAGCUGUUUACCAGCUCGGGUACAGUUCUAGAAGCAGGAAGGAAAUGGGGGGAAGUGGAGAAGGGUGUGUGAGCUUGCUGAUCAGGAUGUUAGAUGGUAAAGGAGUGGAAGAGAAGGAAGCAGCAGCCAUGGCAUUGUCCCGCCUGGUUCUGUGUCCAGGGAACAGGAGGGUUUUCAGAAAAGACGAGAGAGGGCUGGUUACUGCUGUUCAGUUGCUGGAUCCAAAUGUGGAGAAUUUGGAUAAGAGGUAUCCAAUCGCAAUACUGUCAUCGCUUGUUCAUUCCAGCAAGUGUGCGAAGCAGAUGGUUGCAGCUGGUGCUUGUCUGCACUUGAGAUCGCUGGUCGACAUGGAAGUGGAAGGUGCUAAGAAGCUGUUGGAAGGUCUUGGCAAGGGCAAGAUUUGGGGUGUCUUUGCCAGACCCUAAUAGCAACAACAAUAACAGAAAAGCCUGUGAGUGAAUUCAUCCCAGUCCCACCAUGCUUGCAAGCUCUGUAAUGUACAUGAUCUCUCUCCUUUGGUUUGCUGGGUAUUUGGUUUUGAAGCAUCUUUCUUCUUUUGUUCAUAUGGGGUUGAGUUGUCUUAAUUUAGGGAUCCACAUCACAGGCUGUUACUUAGCACCGAAAGCUCCUGUUUGUAGACACGUAAUCUUUUGGUGGUUCAACUAACUAAGAUUCGGGGUUCCAGUGUUAUUUAAUGCGAAGACCCAGAAGAGCAGCUCAAUAAUGCACACUAAUGUGAUUGUACACCAUACUUAUUGCUUUUCUUCCUUUUCAUUUUUGAGCUUUUGACUUGUAAUUUGUAUAUGCUUCCCAAGCUGAAGUGUGAAUGAUUGAAGACUUGUCAACUGCUGCUUUGUUAAAAUGUUUCAAUUUUGAGUAUGAAAUUGCAGGAGGCGGUUCACUUUCGCAACCUUUAUCUACCACCACUUUCCCUAAGAAUAAUAUAACUUUUCGGGAUGAAAUUUGCUUUGGAAAAUGGAUUUUCAGCCUUGAUUAUCAUCCUGAUGAGCAUCUGCCCAACCUAGUAUUUGUCCAAGUCCAAAAUUUUAUUAAAUUAAAAGUAUACCGGUACCCCAAUUUACCCUCAAUGAUGAAACCGAUUUCCAACCGAAUAAUACUUCGGUUCGGUCUGGCCAAACCAAAAUAUAAGUUGGUUCGGAUCGAAAAUCUCAACUAAACCGAGCUUUAAUUCCCCCCGCCUUUCUCCACAACUUCCUUCUUCAUUAAUAUCCAAUCAAUUGAUAACCUUGAAGAGAGUUGGCGUUUUUACCAAAAAAAAAAAAGAAAAAAAGAAGAGAGUUGGCGACUGCGAGAGAUGAGGAGAGAGUUGGUGAUGCUGCGACAAGAGGAGGAUCGACGGCUGUAAUUGGUUGCUCGGUCGGGGACGGCGAGAAAUGAGAAGAGAGUUGGCGGACGGCAGGAGACAAGUUGAGGAUCGGCGAUGCGGCGACGGGGGAUGGCGAUUGAUUCAGCUUUGUGACUUUCGGGCUAUGGCGGUUGGUGACUUCAAUUGGUUGCAGAGUCGGCGACGGUGAGAGAUGAGAGUUGGCAACGACAGGAGAUAAGAGCAGGGACGGGGAUGCAGCGAUGAAAUUCGAAACCUCGGUUCGGUUGAAAGAAUUAUGGUUUCAAAAUUAGGACAUUUUUUUUGAAUUUCGAAUCGAUUAACAUUAUUUUGGUUUUGGUUCAAAUUUAGUUCAGUCCGGCUCAGAUUGCUUUUACCGAACUGGUUGCUCACCCCGAUUAUCAUGAUAAUAUUUUUUUAUGGUAUAUUAAAAUUUCAUGAAGUUCGAGAUGAGUAAAGUAAGGAACUUUUG
Molecule: messenger RNA, 6650 nt
Organism: Linum trigynum
Lineage: Eukaryota; Viridiplantae; Streptophyta; Magnoliopsida; Malpighiales; Linaceae
Source: the annotation of a GenBank genome assembly